Molecule: messenger RNA, 1151 nt
Organism: Nomascus leucogenys (northern white-cheeked gibbon)
Lineage: Eukaryota; Metazoa; Chordata; Mammalia; Primates; Hylobatidae
Product: spermatogenesis and oogenesis specific basic helix-loop-helix 2
Biological process (GO): spermatogenesis; regulation of DNA-templated transcription
Cellular component (GO): nucleus
Molecular function (GO): protein dimerization activity; DNA-binding transcription factor activity, RNA polymerase II-specific; RNA polymerase II cis-regulatory region sequence-specific DNA binding
Source: RefSeq, a predicted model, not a curated record
ACCGCCUCGUGCUGUACUCGCUUCUGGGUGGCCCUUAAUGUCUCUGAGGUGCUGAGGGGAAAGACGCGGGAGGUCUCUAGCCUGACACUAUGGAGGAAGAGAGAAGCUACAACUUCGACGGUGUGAGCACCAACCGCCUGAAACAGCAGUUGCUGGAAGAAAUCCGCAAGAAGGAUGCAGUGCAACUCUCAAUAUUUGAACUAAGACACAAGAUUAUGGAACUGGAAGCCAAACUCAAUACUGACAAUGAAGGUAAUGAAUGGAAAACCCGUUAUGAGACACAACUUGAAUUAAAUGAUCAACUAGAAAAGCAAAUUGUUUAUCUCAAGGAGAAGAUGGAAAAAAUCCGUGGAAACUCUUCAGAUAGACUAUCUUCUAUUCGUGUCUAUGAACAAAUGCCAGUGGAAUCCUUAAACACAUUACUUAAACAGCUAGAAAAAGAAAAGAGGACUCUUGAAAGUCAAGUGAAAUACUAUGCACUUCAACUGGAACAAGAAUCAAAGGCUUACCAGAAGAUCAACAAUGAACGCCGUACAUACCUAGCUGAAAUGUCUCAGGGUUCUGGUUUACAUCAAGUUUCUAAAAGGCAACAGAUGGAUCAACUGCCUAGGAUGCAAGAGAAUCUAGUGAAAACUGGAAGAUAUAAUCCAACUAAGCAGAAGACAGUGAGUGCCAAGAGAGGACCAGUAAAAAAGAUUACAAGAUCAAACCAUCUUCCAGAACUCCAUCCAUGAUUCCAGAACUGGGUGGAUUUCUAUUUCUUCCUUUUUUUUUUCAUUUAUAAUAUUCAACUUAUGAAGUUAAUGGUCAGCACAUUUCUUCAGGGAAUAAAAUAGAUAAGAACUGCCCAAUUUUUCUUUAGCUCCUUUUCCAGAUGUGUGUUCCUUUGUCUGCAUAAAAGUAAUUUUCUCCAGUGACCCUAAACUAUGUAAUAGAAGUGCUUGAGAGUUUUAAAAUAUCCUAGGGAAUCUGAAGGCUAGCAUCAUUACACUUGCUUUUAAUAAUAUACCCAUGAUCUGCUCUGAUAGUAACAUUGCUAUUCUAUUUGGUUUCUAGUUGACUGUUAGCAAAAAGUGUGUAUUCAUAAAACCUUUUUGCCAUUUUGGGCUGGAUCUUGCUCAGUUUUUUAAAUUGCAGGUUUAAACAAAGCC